Messenger RNA from Camellia sinensis, 1164 nucleotides. RefSeq lists its product as uncharacterized. Gene Ontology annotation, molecular function: large ribosomal subunit rRNA binding; structural constituent of ribosome. Lineage: Eukaryota; Viridiplantae; Streptophyta; Magnoliopsida; Ericales; Theaceae. Gene Ontology annotation, cellular component: cytosolic large ribosomal subunit; ribosome. The record is from RefSeq and is a predicted model, not a curated record. Gene Ontology annotation, biological process: translation.
CAAUUUUUUCAUGGUAUCAGAGCAGGUUUAGAACCUAGUAUUUUCGCUUCACCGGCGGACGGCAACCUCACCUUAGCCGUCCGCCGGACCUCAAUCUAUUCCGCUUAUUUUCUACACAUACCUUUCCAUCAUUGUCCAAAUCUUCUCUCUCUCAGAGGCAACCCAGCAACACCCACUCGAGCUUGCUCUCGGAAUGACUGAACCAACUUCUGAACGCCGCAUCUGGAAGCUUAGCAAAACAACUUCAAAACUCCUACCAUCUGCCUCAUCUGGAGAUGUUCCUCUCCUCUCUUCUAUAACUAGGCCUAACCCAAUUCAAGUUCAAAUCCAAGAGGUUUCCCCACAGUUUGAAGAGAAUAAGAGGGAUGAGAAAGAAUGGAUUAGCAGGAAGUUAGAUGUCAUCGAGAGUUCCCUUGCAGAUUCAAGUUACAGUCCAAUUCCAUUGAAGCUUAGCAGUCCUGUGAGUUCAAUGUUUGAUCACAACACCCCAAAUGAUCAAACCCAUAUCAGCAACAGACUUUUUGGAUCUGCAACUCCAUCUCCAAGAGCUUUCUCACCCAUCAAAACUUCUUCUUCAAUGUGUAGCCACAUGCGAAGGACUAUCUACAAUGGUGGAUGCAACCCACAGAAGAUUGCCCCGGCGGUUCAAAUCAGGUCGGUGAUCCCAGUAUGUGCAGCGCCACCACUACCAGUGAGACCAACGCCACACCAACCCUACUCACUGAUUUCCCUGUGUUGGUUUAAGGCCAGCGUGAUGGUAUCUCCAUACCGGCCCUCCGGUGCUGUGCUACGGCACUCACGAAUCACGAUUUCCACACCCGCCCUGUUUUCCAGUUUGGUUACCACAGUGAGUGGUAGAGGCCAAAUCGGCGAAGACAUCGCCAAAGAGACCGCGAAGGAUUGGAAGGGCCUCCGCGUCACCGUGAAGCUCACCGUCCAGAACCGUCAGGCCAAAGUCUCCGUCGUCCCCUCCGCCGCCGCGCUCGUCAUCAAGGCCCUGAAAGAGCCCGAGCGCGAUCGCAAGAAGACGGUGAUACCUCUAGGAAGAAGCUUCAUCUCUCCAAAGACCAGUCGAUGAUUCUCGAAGAAAGCUUUAAAGUUCACAACAGUCUCAAUCCGAAGCAAAAGCAAAAGCUUUAAAGUUCUCUCAUCACGUUAUUUCAC